GAAAUAAACAAAACAAACCAAAAAGCAUGGAGUCUGUUCUGGGGCAUCAGCAGCAGCAUCAGGGAGGGUGAAACCCUUAAAGAAGAGCAGAACCUGUGUUGUUUGACGUUAAAGGAGCGAACCUUUCUAGUUGGACAGAAUCAGAAACAUGCCCUGGAUGGGGCAGCUAUAACAAUCUCUUGUCCAUUAACUGUGGGAAUCUUCAAAGUAUCAUUGCAUGUAUAAUUUUCUUGCCACUGAUAACAAAGAAAAGCUGGUAAAGAGGCCAGCAGGGAAUCAGAAAAUACACUUGGGAUUGAGUUUGGAGGACUUGGGUUUUGAGAUGCCUCAGCCCAUUGUCAGUGGAAUGGACCCUCCUUUCGGGGAUGCCUUCCGAAGCCCCACAUUCGCAGAGCAAACUUUAAUCAGCACUGAUCUCUUGGCAUCCAGCUCAGACCCAGACUUCAUGUAUGAAUUGGAUCGAGAAUUGGGUUAUCAGCAGAGCCCAACUGAAAACUUCCUGACUCUUGAAGACUACAAAGAAUUAGAAAACCUAGAAUCCUACACAGAUAUCCUUGAAAAUGGUACACCCUUGUCAUCUAAUUGGGAGCAGUGGGAUACAUACUGUGAGGACCUUACAAAGUAUACAAAACUUGCAAGUUGUGACAUUUGGGGCUCUAAAGAGGUGGACUAUCUAGGUUUAGAUGAUUUCUCUAGCCCCUAUCAGGAUGAGGAGGUGAUCAGUAAAACUCCAACUCUUGCUCAGCUUAACAGCGAAGACUCUCAAUCAGUUGUUGACUCUCUUUAUUACACAGAGAGCUUCCUAGGCACCAAGGCAACUUUUUUGCCAGGAAAAAAAAUGGCAGGUGGACGAGUUACAGCCCCAGUGUGUGCAUCCAAAACUUCCAUUAUGGAAUCACCAGCAACUGACCUCAUCCAGAAAGCUACCAAACCAGUUGCAAGCACUCAGAUGUCAGUAAAGACUAAUGUUUUUUGUGAAGAGAAAGUUAAUGUUCAUGGAGAGUGCAAGGAAUAUGUAAAAAAGGCAAAAGUUAAAAUCAGCUCCGUUCUUCCUAAUAGACUAACCACCACAGUGUGUGCUACAGAUGCGACCAAGGAAAAUACAUGUUUUUGUGGUGUCAUGGCCAUAAAGCAAGAAAGGUUUGGGGAGCCAUCAUUAGGACGCAGUGGUGCCUGUGCUGUGCUGCCUUUCAAAGAGACUCAAAAGCUUUUUUGCCCACCUGUGAAUGUGACUACUGUUGAUACAGUAGAUGGCAGCAUCUCUGUAGGUGCCUCUGUAUCUGAUCCCUCUCAAAAGAAAGAGGAGCACAAUUACUCACUCUUUGUUUCUGAGGGUCUUGCAGAGCCAACAACCAAAGCAGAGAGCCCACAAGGUGAAGAAGAUGAAGAGGAGGUAGAUUUGGAUGAGGAAGAUCACGAUGAAGGAUUUGGUAGUGAGCAUGAAUUAUCUGAGAAUGAUGACGAGGAGGAAGAAGAAGAGGAGGAGGAAGAGGAGGAGGAGGAGGAGGAUUAUGAGGAUGACAAAGAUGAUAUCAGUGAUACUUUUUCUGAACCAGGUUGUGAAAAUGAUUCAGUUGACGAUCUCAAAGGAAUCACUGCUGUAACAUCUAGGAAAAGAGGAAAACGGAGAUACUUCUGGGAAUAUAGUGAACAGCUGAUGCCAUCUCAACAGGAAGGGAUCUUAAGACCCUCUGAGUGGAACAGGGAGACUCUGCCUAGUAACCUGUAUCAAAAGAAUGGUUUGCAUCAUGGAAAGUAUACUGUGAAGAAAUCUCGUAGGACAGAUGUGGAGGACCUGACACCUAACCCUCGGAAGCUCCUUCAGAUUGGAGGUGAACUUCGUAAAUUAAACAAAGUGAUUAGUGAUCUGACACCUGUGUCAGAACUUCCACUAACUGCCAGGCCACGCUCCCGCAAGGAAAAAAACAAGUUGGCUUCUAGAGCUUGUCGUCUAAAGAAAAAAGCACAAUAUGAAGCAAAUAAAGUAAAGCUGUGGGGUCUAAAUACAGAAUAUGACAAUUUGCUGUUUGUGAUCAAUUCCAUUAAGCAAGAGAUCAUGAAUCGGAUGCAGAUUCCAUGGGAAGAAUGGUCUGCUAGCAUGGAACAGAAACUGGACAGCCUUAUUAAGGACUCUCUUGGAUCACCUGUAGCUGGUCAAACAUCUGAGUUUGUAAACCAGAUUUUAGAGAAAACAUCAGAAGGCGAUCCCACUGGUGGUCUAGUGGGGCUACGUAUACCAACUUCAAAAGUGUGACCACCUCUCUUCAUAGCCAGUGCUAAUGUCAACCUCUCAAGUCUUCAAUUUCUAGUGUAAAGUUCAUUCAGCUUUUGCAUGUAUCUCCGGCUGUUACUGUUAGAAUUUUUUUUUUCAAGAAUGCUCUUGUUUAUAACAAUCCAAUGAAACUUUAAACAGUGAGGAGAACUCGAUGCAUGAAACUGUUAACCACAGGAUCUCUGGGUAUUAGUGGUUAUAACUUUUUUUUUUUUUAAUGCAACUGUGAUUUUACUGUUGCCUGCAAGAGGGUUUUUAAACAUGGAGAAGACAUGCAUUGCAACACUUUAAGUUUGUUCUAGGAUAAGAAGCUAUUUUUUGUUCAAAUUCAGUAGGUGUUAGCUAAUGCCAAAAUUAGCCAGUUUUUAGCACUAAUAGUAAGAGAGAGCCACUAUUUCACCACACAUUCUACUGGAAUCUUAGAGAUGUAGUUGUCCCUUGCAAAUGCAUAUGUAACCUUUUUAGAGGUUUUACUAUGGCAAACACAUCUCUAUAUAGUCUAAUAAAAAUGUAGAUGUUCA
Molecule: messenger RNA, 2793 nt
Organism: Bombina bombina (fire-bellied toad)
Lineage: Eukaryota; Metazoa; Chordata; Amphibia; Anura; Bombinatoridae
Gene: CREBRF
Product: CREB3 regulatory factor
Exons: 9
Coding region: 218-2254 (678 amino acids)
Biological process (GO): regulation of transcription by RNA polymerase II; response to unfolded protein
Cellular component (GO): nucleus
Molecular function (GO): DNA-binding transcription factor activity, RNA polymerase II-specific; RNA polymerase II transcription regulatory region sequence-specific DNA binding
Source: RefSeq, a predicted model, not a curated record